CGGUAUCAUUUUUCUAUUUUCCCUCGGACCAAAAACAAACAUUUUUUUUUUUUUUAAUUCACUAUGGCUGGUCGUUAUGGUCGUUCAUUUUACCGUUUUUCUUCCGUUAACCGCCCCCUCGCCCCCGGCGGCAACACUUCAGCUCAAGACUCGGCUCAAUAUGACGGCCGCCAAUAUCCUUCCGCCACCCGAGACUCGUCGGUGGAGCCCCGGGCUCGCUCGCCGCCGUUCUCCCCGAGGAGAGAGUCCUAUCCAGCUUCACCGACGUAUUCUGUCAAGAAAGCCGCUUCGCCGCCUUCUUCUCCGCCAUACCGAGCCCCGGCAGCACGUACCGUCAGCUCGCCGCCGAGGCUUGUUGACGAAUACCCUAAGUACAAGCCAACUACUCAACCCAGGUCACCUGAGGCGGAUCAGAAACCGGUGAUCUACAAGGCAAUAGAGAAGGCGACGACGAAAUCAGACCGUUAUCCCGAGACGGGUAAAACGACGUCGUCCCAGAAGCAGCAACAGCAGAAGCCAAACGCAAUAAACAUCUCGGGAGAGAAUCUGGGCGCCGUAAUGGAAAUCGUGCAGUCCCCAAAACGUGAAGGGGGACAUAUCAUCAGAAAAAAGGAGAGCAGAGGAUCAACAUUACACAGUAAUGAUCAAAACAACGAACAUUCUAAAGACCAAAAGGGAAAGGAAGCAACUUCUUCUUCUUCUUCUUCUUCACUGCCGGCCAACACUUUUUUGAACAGCAAUUUCCAGAGCGUCAAUAAUUCCCUUCUGUACAAUGCGUCUCUGGCCCACCGUGACCCUGGUCUGCACCUCGCCUUCGCCCGGAACCCGGCCGGCGACCGGUUCGCCGCUGAUGACAAGAAGCACCACCCCAAAUACUAGACCGUACAAAAAAGAGAGAGAUGAUGCUGGAGAAUAAAAGGAAAAACAAGGAUAUGAGAAAUAUAUAAUAUUAUAAAUAUGUGAGAAUAAAAUGGUAUUUCCGACAAAAAUAUUUUCCAUUAAUUUAUGUACGUUGAAUAAAAUAAACUUGGAUUUUCUAUUGCGUUUGGUUUUUA
Molecule: messenger RNA, 1055 nt
Organism: Momordica charantia (bitter melon)
Lineage: Eukaryota; Viridiplantae; Streptophyta; Magnoliopsida; Cucurbitales; Cucurbitaceae
Source: RefSeq, a predicted model, not a curated record